GGUAGCCUCUUUCAUGGGUACCGGAGUUCGCGGAGAAGAGGGGCUGGUCGGCCGUGGGGAUGCCGCCGGGCUCGCCGGCACGGUUUCCGGCCAUGAACGACAAGGCCGGGGAGUGGUCGGAACAAUCGCCGUCAACGACCUAGAGUCGCACGAGUUCUGGCCCUCAGCCAGGAAGCUCCCGUCCUCCCGCUACAAGGGAGUGGUUCCGCAGCCAAAUGGCAGAUGGGGAGCACAAAUCUACGAGAAGCACCAGCGCGUGUGGCUCGGCACCUUCCGAACCGAGGAGGAGGCGGCGAAGACCUACGACAUAGCUGCCUUGAAGUUUAGAGGCAAGGAUGCCGCGACCAACUUCCGGGACAUGUCGGUGGCGGACGAGUUCGAAGCAAGGUUCCUGGAAUCCCAUUCGAAGGCGGAGAUCAUCGACAUGCUCCGGAAGAACACGUACCAUGAGGAGCUCUUGGUGGAGAAGAGGAAUCUUACGGGGGGCAUGUUGUCGUGUCGUUCGAGACGAGACCCCAAGAGGUUGAGGGAGAAGGAAGAGCUGUUCGAGAAGGUGCUCACUCCCAGCGAUGUGGGCAAACUGAACCGGCUGGUGGUGCCGAAGCAGCACGCGGAGAGGUACUUCCCGGUGGCCGCCGGCCGGAGACCGGAGGCCGUGCUGUUGAACUUCGAGGAUGAGGGAGGAAGGGUGUGGAGGUUCAGAUACUCCUACUGGAACAGCAGCCAGAGUUACGUGCUGACCAAAGGGUGGUGCAGGUUUGUGAAGGAGAAGAGCCUGAAGGCCGGGGACGUGGUGACUUUCGCGAGGUCGACGGGUCCGGAGAGGUUCAAUUUCAUAGGAUGGAAGCAUGGGGUGGUCCGAGCCAAGGCUCACCCACCGCCGCUCUGGGCCUCCUCCAUGUGGCAGCCAUUGACAGGAAAAGAACAACAGAGGCCGGCGAAGUUGGUUCGCCUAUUCGGCGUGGACCUUGCGGCUGGCGACGAUCACAAGCUAUGCAGUUUGGAGUUGAGCCGUGAUCUACAGAAUUUGGGUGAGAGGUGAUGAAAGGUGAGUGGGGAUAUCCAGUAGAUGGAACUAUCAAUAUUUGGUUUUUCAUUGUCUUCUUUCCUGCUUGUAUUGAAUUUCAGUUGAUUGAUGAAAAGUAAAAAUACUGUACACAUCGGACAUCUGAAUAUGGAAAUAGGCUGAGUGAUCAUUGUAGCAGAAGUGAAGCCAUUGCUCUGAUCUCUCUCUGCCCAUCUCUCUCACAGAGACAACAAACACAGAU
Messenger RNA from Nymphaea colorata (pocket water lily), 1268 nucleotides. RefSeq names its product AP2/ERF and B3 domain-containing transcription factor ARF14-like. Gene Ontology annotation, molecular function: DNA-binding transcription factor activity; DNA binding. The transcript has a single exon. The coding region runs from base 14 to 1042 and encodes 342 amino acids. The record is from RefSeq and is a predicted model, not a curated record. Lineage: Eukaryota; Viridiplantae; Streptophyta; Magnoliopsida; Nymphaeales; Nymphaeaceae. Gene Ontology annotation, biological process: regulation of DNA-templated transcription.